Molecule: messenger RNA, 535 nt
Organism: Ceraceosorus guamensis
Lineage: Eukaryota; Fungi; Basidiomycota; Exobasidiomycetes; Ceraceosorales; Ceraceosoraceae
Exons: 5
Coding region: 101-262 (53 amino acids)
Source: RefSeq, a predicted model, not a curated record
AGCACCCGCUUGCGUUCCAACCACCACAACCCCUACAGCACCCAGCCGUACCAGCAUUCUCAAACAUCAAAAGCCUUGCCACCUCUCGAGCAUAUUCAAAAUGGUAAAGAAGAGUGCUUACAACAAGUUUGUCAAGAAGGAGAGCGCCAAAUUCAAGCAGACGCACCCCAAGGGUACCACUCAGGAACGCAUGAAGCUCAUCGGUGCUGCUUGGGCCAAGAGCCCGGAGAACCCCAAAAACAAGCCAGGCGCAAAGAAAUGAACAUGAAUGGAACUGGACAAUGAGCGACUCGAUCACCACGCCUUCACGCGAGAAUGCGCUCCGCCUCCUCACUUGCUGUUGCAUGCAGGGUAGGCAAUCUGUCUGUACCAAUCUUCCCCCUCUUCGCUGGUCCCACUUAGCGACGAGGCUUCCAGGACGACCCCUCGCAUCCCCUCCGCCCUGGGCUCUCCAAGCUCUUCUCCGAUGUAGCAAAGCUCAUGGCCAGCUGUAUCUUCUCCUCUCACCCGCGAAAUGAGAUCGUGUACCACUUGA